CGAGUGUGGUUGUGUUCAGGUUGGUUUCCUACGUGAAAAUACGGGUGGUUCAAUUGGUAUCUUCUUAACCAAAGCUUUUUAAAGUUUUUGCUUUUCGAUUUCCCUUUUCGGACAAAGAAAUAGUGUGCUAAUCAAACAUGGCCACAAAGAUCAGAGCCGGACCGGUGGUGGACAUCCUCGGCGACGAGAUGACCCGCAUCAUUUGGGACUCGAUCAAGGAGAAGCUGAUUCUGCCCUUCCUGAACAUCGAGCUGCACACGUUCGAUCUGGGCAUCGAGAACCGUGACAAGACGAACGACCAGGUGACGGUCGACUGUGCCGAAGCCGUUAAGAAGUACAACGUGGGCAUCAAGUGCGCAACCAUCACGCCCGAUGAGGCUCGUGUGAAGGAAUUCAAUCUGAAGCAGAUGUGGCGUUCGCCAAAUGGAACCAUUCGUAACAUUCUCGGAGGAACCGUGUUCCGUGAGGCUAUCAUUUGCAAGAACGUACCUCGGCUGGUGCCCGGUUGGGAGAAACCGAUCGUCAUCGGUCGUCACGCUCACGGUGAUCAGUACAAGGCAACGGAUUUCGUCGUCCCCGGUGCCGGUAAUCUGGAGAUUAAAUUCACUCCGGCCGCAGGAGGUGAACCGAUCAGCUAUGUCGUUCACCAGUACAAGGGUCCGGGUGUUGCCAUGGCUAUGUACAAUCUGGAUGACUCAAUCGUCGAUUUUGCUCAUUCCUCGUUUAAGGUCGCUCUUGACCGUAAAUUCCCUCUGUAUUUGAGCACAAAGAAUACUAUUCUGAAGAAGUAUGACGGUCGUUUUAAGGAUAUUUUCCAGGAUAUUUAUGACAAAGAUUACAAGAAGCAGUUUGAAGCUGCCGGUAUCUGGUACGAGCAUCGUCUAAUCGAUGACAUGGUUGCCUAUUGCAUGAAGGCUGAGGGAGGAUUUGUGUGGGCUUGUAAGAAUUACGAUGGUGAUGUACAGUCUGACACUGUUGCUCAAGGUUUUGGAUCGCUUGGUUUGAUGACCUCGGUGUUGGUCUGUCCGGAUGGUAAAACGGUCGAAGCUGAAGCCGCCCAUGGAACCGUCACCCGUCACUAUCGUUUCUAUCAGCAGGGCAAGGAAACCUCGACCAAUCCGAUUGCAUCGAUCUUCGCCUGGACACGUGGUUUGUUGCAUCGCGCCAAGUUGGACGACAAUGCCGAGCUGAAGAAGUUUGCCGAAACUCUGGAAAAGGUUUGCAUCGACACGAUCGAAUCCGGUUUCAUGACCAAAGAUUUAGCCAUCUGCAUGAAGGGUAUGGCUAACGUAACACGGGCUGACUACUUGGAAACGUUUGAGUUUAUGAACAAACUCGGAGAUAAUCUUAAGGCCGCUUUGGCUUAGGUUAACGUCUACCACUGGUGAAAGGAGGGCAUUUAAUAAUUGUACAAUAGAAUAAGCUGCACUGCGGAAUGCUCAGAGAAAACUGUACAACUAUCUCACAAUUUAGUGCUUGCGUAUUAUGGCCGAAAAUUGUACGUUUUUGUUGAAAAAUAAACAUCUUUUGUC
Sabethes cyaneus is the source of this 1532-nucleotide messenger RNA. It is a transcript of the gene Idh, whose product is annotated as isocitrate dehydrogenase [NADP] cytoplasmic. Lineage: Eukaryota; Metazoa; Arthropoda; Insecta; Diptera; Culicidae. Gene Ontology annotation, cellular component: mitochondrion; peroxisome; cytosol. The transcript has 2 exons. The record is from RefSeq and is a predicted model, not a curated record. Bases 138 to 1367 code for a protein of 409 amino acids. Gene Ontology annotation, molecular function: isocitrate dehydrogenase (NADP+) activity; NAD binding; magnesium ion binding. Gene Ontology annotation, biological process: isocitrate metabolic process.